Gavialis gangeticus (Gharial) is the source of this 3518-nucleotide messenger RNA. RefSeq names its product transmembrane and tetratricopeptide repeat containing 4 (gene TMTC4). Bases 77 to 2299 code for a protein of 740 amino acids. Gene Ontology annotation, molecular function: protein binding; mannosyltransferase activity. NCBI's taxonomy places the organism in Eukaryota, Metazoa, Chordata, Crocodylia, Gavialidae. The transcript has 18 exons. The record is from RefSeq and is a predicted model, not a curated record. Gene Ontology annotation, biological process: protein O-linked glycosylation via mannose; endoplasmic reticulum unfolded protein response. Gene Ontology annotation, cellular component: endoplasmic reticulum.
CUUGGGUGCCUCCGGGUUGCAGAUUUGCAACCAACAUAAUGCUGGAGCUCCAAACUGGGAACAAGCAUUUCACAGCAUGGCACAGUUGGAACUUCAUCUCGACCAUGAUAUAUCGUGGUUCCUUCUACCUUCUUACUGGGCUAAAAUUGUUGUGGGGCUUAUUUCCUUCCUGUGUUUUGCUAACAGCUAUGAUGGAGAUUUUGUCUUUGAUGAUUCUGAGGCUAUCAUCAAUAAUAAGGACCUCAGGGCAGAAACCCCUCUUGGCGACCUGUGGCACCACGACUUUUGGGGUAGCAAACUCAGCAGCAAUACCAGCCACAAAUCAUAUCGACCACUUACUGUCCUAACCUUCAGACUUAAUUACCUUUUUGCUGGAGGCUUCCACCCAGUUGGUUUUCAUGUCAUCAAUAUAAUACUGCAUUCCAUUAUCUGUGUGUUAAUGGUUGAUGUCUUCUCGAUAUUAUUGGGUGGGCUGCAGUACAGCAGUAAAGGAAGAAGGCUAAACCUUGCUCCAAGAGCAUCUCCACUAGCUGCUUUACUAUUUGCUGUACAUCCAGUACAUACUGAAUGUGUUGCAGGCAUUGUUGGCCGCGCAGACCUGCUAUGUGCCCUGUUCUUUUUGUUGUCUUUCCUUGGAUAUUGUAAAGCAUUUAGAGAAAAUAAAGAAGGAAUCCAUUUUUCUGUAUUUUGGGUGCUGGUGAGCGUUCUCCUAGGUGCAAUAGCCAUGCUGUGCAAAGAACAAGGAAUUACAGUACUGGGUUUGAAUGCUGUAUUUGAUGCUCUGGUGAUUAGCAGACUAGAUAUUUUGGAGCUUAUUCACAAGGUACUCCAUAAGGACAAGUCACUGGAGAAUGUUGGGUUGUUUAGAAAAGGACUUCUCUUCAGGAUCACUCUUCUGUUGUCUGGAGGGGUCACUAUACUCUACAUACGGUGGAGAAUCAUGGGCACAGGACCACCAGCGUUCACUGAAGUAGACAACCCAGCUUCAUUUGCAGACAGCCUACUCAUGAGAGCUAUAAACUAUAAUUACUACUAUUCGUUGAAUGCAUGGUUGCUGCUCUGUCCCUGGUGGCUGUGUUUUGAUUGGUCAAUGGGCUGCAUACCCCUUAUUAAAUCAGUCAGUGACUGGAGAAUAAUUGCACUAGCAGCACUUUGGUUCUGCCUAAUUGGCCUGAUAUGCCAAGCUCUAUGCUCAGAAGACAGCCAUAGGAGAAGAAUUCUUACACUGGGACUGGGGUUCCUGAUUAUCCCUUUCCUUCCUGCAAGUAACCUGUUCUUUCGAGUAGGAUUUGUUGUUGCAGAAAGAGUCAUCUACCUUCCCAGUAUUGGAUAUUGCAUUCUGUUUAUAUAUGGAUUUAGUUUAUUGAGCAAACAAGCCAAGAAAAAGAAAAUUCUUACUGCUGCUAUACUGGGAAUCUUGUUGAUAAACGUGAUGCGCUGCAUUAUCCGCAGUAAUCAGUGGAGAUCUGAAGAACAACUUUUUAGGAGUGCUCUGUCUGUGUGUCCUCUCAAUGCGAAAGUGCACUACAAUGUUGGCAAGAAUUUGGCUGAUAAAGGCAAUCAAACAGCUGCUAUCAAAUAUUACCGGGAAGCUGUAAGGUUGAAUCCCAAAUAUGUACAUGCCAUGAACAACCUUGGAAACAUCUUGAAAGAAAGAAAUGAGCUCCGGGAAGCAGAGGAGCUGCUGUCCUUAGCUGUGCAAAUACAGCCUGAUUUUGCUGCUGCAUGGAUGAAUUUAGGAAUAGUCCAGAAUAGUUUAAGAAGAUUUGAAGAGGCAGAGCAGAGCUAUUGGACUGCAAUUAAACACAGGAAAAUAUACCCAGACUGUUACUACAAUUUAGGACGUUUGUAUGCAGAUUUGAAUCGCCAUGUAGAUGCACUGAAUGCCUGGAGAAAUGCUACAGUUUUGAAACCAGAACACAGUUUGGCCUGGAACAACAUGAUCAUAUUGCUUGACAAUACAGGCAAUUUAGCACAAGCAGAAGCGGUUGGAAGAGAGGCCCUGGAAUUGAUACCUAAUGAUCAUUCUCUUAUGUUUUCUUUGGCAAAUGUAUUGGGGAAAUCUCAGAAAUACAAGGAAUCUGAAGCUUUGUUUCUCAAGGCAAUUAAAGCCAAUCCAAAUGCAGCCAGUUACCACGGUAAUUUAGCUGUGCUUUACCAUCGCUGGGGAAAUCUUGACUUAGCCAAGAAACACUACGAAGUCUCUCUGAAGCUUGACCCUACAGCACCCGGGACCAGGGAAAAUUACAACCUCUUGAAAAGAAAACUGGAACAAUUGCAAAAGAAAAGCGAUGUCUGAUGUUUCUUUCUGGGUUGUCAGUGCAUGCUGCAUACCAUUCAUGCUACAUGGCUACUCUUAACCAUGUGAAGGUUUCAGUCAUUGUUCUUAAAAAUAAUAAUGACAGCACCAGCAAUGCACACUUGAAUGCACAUGCCUGAUAUGGUCUUGCAUUGGAAAUUUAUUUUUUCAAAUAACUCAGCUGUGGAAUCUUAAAAUGUCAGCUGAAGACUUAGGUAUCUUUUAUCUCUCUUUUUUUUUUUUUGAAAUCUCAACUGUUUUUCCAGUCCAUUAAAACCAUUGAUAUAAGAUACUAAUGCAGGGUGGAAUUUCACAACUGUGCUUCACAGCACAUCGAUAACAAAGUUUACUUUUACAUGUAGCUUGCAUAGUCUAUCUGACUUUUUAGUAACUGUGGACACUUAAAAUGCAAUUUUACUCUGAAAAGUAACUGAAAAAAUGGCAUUUCCUAUUUAAAAUUUUUUAUCUCUGCAUGUGUAAGGUUAUACCUGUUCCUGUCAGUGACUCUGGCUUUUUUUACUUUUCCUUGUUCCUAUCUUCACCUGGGAGGUGAUGCACUUUUUGUAAGAGCAAAAUUGGAUUUUAAUCCAAUGCAUCAAGAGAAUUGUUAAAUAAGUUAUAAUUGUUGGGCUAAAUUAUGCCCUCAUUUGUACCUGAGCUGUCUCUUUGAAGGUAAUAGGGCUUAUAUAGGUAAAUGAGGGCAUGGUUUGACAAUGAUCUGCAUAGUGGUCCCACAUGACUGCCUUCUGUCAAGGUAUAGAAUGAAAGGAGCUUUAGGGGGGAAAAGUCCUACCAAAGUAAUGCACUGGCUCAACAGGGUAGUGAUUUAAAGAAGAAAUAUGACCACAAUACAAGAGAGAUGCUUUAAUUUAGCCUUCUUUCAGGCAGCCUCUGUUCAGACAAUUCACAUAGAUCUUUAGCAAAAAGUUAUGGUUUUCUUCACCUUUGUGCUAGGUUGGUGGUGUAUACACAGCGUACUUUCUGCUAGGGGUUAGCCACUGUCUAUGGACAUUAUAGUAUCCACUGAUUCAAAUAAUAGAAAUUUAAAGUCCCAGUAUCAACGACAAACUUAGGAACAAAGCCAGGGCACAGGUGUUAGUGACUGCAGAUCCUGGCCUGUAGAAGCCUUUGCUACUGAUUGAUGCAAGAGUUAAGGGAAACCUAGAUUCAGCUUCAUGUCUCCAGGUGAGUUUGCUGAUGUGGCAGUUGUGGGGUGGGG